Molecule: messenger RNA, 5598 nt
Organism: Fonsecaea multimorphosa CBS 102226
Lineage: Eukaryota; Fungi; Ascomycota; Eurotiomycetes; Chaetothyriales; Herpotrichiellaceae
Product: fatty acid synthase subunit alpha
Exons: 1
Coding region: 1-5598 (1865 amino acids)
Biological process (GO): long-chain fatty acid biosynthetic process
Cellular component (GO): fatty acid synthase complex
Molecular function (GO): magnesium ion binding; holo-[acyl-carrier-protein] synthase activity; fatty acid synthase activity
Source: RefSeq, a predicted model, not a curated record
AUGCGUCCAGAAGUCGAGCAAGAGCUCGCUCACACGCUCCUCGUCGAGCUCCUGGCAUAUCAAUUUGCCUCGCCAGUCAGGUGGAUCGAGACCCAAGAUGUUAUCCUUGAGAAGAACAGAACAGAAAGAAUUGUUGAAAUUGGUCCCGCAGACACUCUCGGUGGUAUGGCCAAGAGAACACUUGCCUCCAAAUACGAGACCUACGAUGCUGCCACCUCAUUAUCACGACAAGUGUUGGCGUAUAACAAGGAUCUGAAAGAAAUUUACUAUGACGUCGAUCCGGUAGAGGAAGAGGCUGCUCCAGCGGCUGCCCAAGCUUCGUCAUCCGCACCAGCGCCCUCAGCACCUGCUGCUGCUCCCGCUGCCGCAGCUUCGGCCCCUCCACCAGCAGCCAGCGCCGGGCCUGCUGCUGCGGUGCCAGAUGCUCCAGUGGGAGCCGUCGACAUUCUGCGAGCAUUGGUGGCCCAGAAGCUCAAGAAACCACUCGCAGAUAUCCCUCUCAGCAAGGCAAUAAAGGACCUGGUCGGCGGGAAAUCGACAUUGCAGAACGAAAUCCUAGGAGACCUGGGCAAAGAAUUUGGUUCGACACCCGAGAAGCCAGAAGACACUCCUCUGGAUGAGCUCGGUGCCUCAAUGCAGUCCACUUUCAAUGGCCAGCUGGGCAAGCAGUCGCAGUCGCUGAUCGCUCGCUUGGUUGCCUCCAAGAUGCCCGGUGGCUUCAAUAUCACAGCUGUCAGAAAACACCUCGAGAACAGCUUCGGCCUGGGGCCUGGUAGACAAGACGGUGUUCUUCUGCUUGCACUCACAAUGGAGCCAGCUUCACGUUUAGGCUCGGAAAAUGAUGCCAAGGCCUAUCUCAGUGAUGUGGCCCAGAAAUAUGCUGCAACAGCUGGAAUCAGCCUCUCCUCUGCCUCAGCCGGCGGUGCUGCAGCCGGUGGCGCUGGUGCUGGCAUGAUGAUGGAUCCUGCUGCUAUCGAUGCUCUGACCAAGGAUCAACGAGCUCUGUUCAAACAGCAACUCGAGCUCUUGGCCCGCUAUCUCAAGAUGGAUUUGCGUGCCGGUGACAAGGCUUUCGUUGGCUCUCAAGAGGCCAACAAGGCUCUUCAAGCACAACUUGAUUUGUGGAACACCGAACACGGCGAAUUUUAUGCUUCGGGAAUUGAGCCUUCUUUCAGCCCCUUGAAAGCCCGUGUUUACGAUUCCUCGUGGAACUGGGCUCGACAGGACGCUCUUAGCAUGUAUUACGACAUCAUCUUUGGCCGUCUCAAGGCCGUUGACCGAGAAAUCGUCAGCCAGUGCAUUCGGAUCAUGAACCGAUCAAACCCGACCCUCAUCGCAUAUAUGCAAUAUCACAUCGACAACUGCCCCACCGAGCGUGGUGAGACUUAUAAACUGGCCAAAGAGCUGGGAGAGCAGCUCAUUGAGAAUUGCAAGGACGUUUUGAACGAAGCACCGGUCUACAAGGACGUUAUGGUCCCUACUGGUCCUCAGACCACUAUAGACGCUCGAGGCAACCUCGAUUACCAAGAGGUCCCUCGUCAAAGUGCCCGCAAACUCGAGCACUAUGUGCGUGAGAUGGCAGAGGGUGGCAAGAUCUCUGAAUACAGCAAUCGGACCAAAGUGCAGAACGACCUUCGUAACGUUUAUAAGUUGAUUCGGAAGCAGCACAAGCUAUCGAAGGCUUCGCAAUUGCAGUUCAACUCCUUGUACAAGGAUGUUGUCCGUGCUUUGGCGAUGAAUGAGUCACAAAUUAUGCCACAGGAGAAUGGCGAUGUCAAGAGACCUGGUCGCAACGGAUUGCCACGAGCCACUAUGAAUGGAAACGUCAAGCAGGGCAAGACCGAGACGAUUCCGUUCCUCCAUCUCAAGAAGAAAGAACAACACGGUUGGGAGUACAGCAAGAAGCUGACUGGCGUCUACCUUGAAGGAUUGGAGAAUGCUGCAAAAUCAGGCCUGACCUUCCAGGGCAAGAUGGCGCUGAUGACUGGUGCCGGUGCAGGGUCCAUCGGAGCCGAAGUUCUGCAAGGUCUGAUCAGUGGUGGCGCCAAAGUUGUCGUCACGACUAGUCGUUACUCGCGUGAGGUUACCGAGUACUAUCAAUCAAUGUAUGCUCGGUUCGGUGGCCGCGGUUCUCAGCUUGUCGUGGUGCCAUUCAACCAAGGAAGCAAGCAGGACGUGGAAGCCCUGGUUGACUAUAUCUACGACAUCAAGAAGGGUCUUGGCUGGGAUCUGGACUACAUUGUGCCCUUCGCAGCUAUCCCCGAGAAUGGUCGCGAGAUCGAUAGCAUCGAUUCCAAGUCUGAGCUGGCUCACCGUAUCAUGUUGACUAACCUGAUCCGUCUUCUUGGAUACGUCAAAUCGAAGAAGUUCGAGAACGGCUUCAACACUCGACCGGCUCAAGUCAUGCUUCCACUCUCGCCCAAUCACGGUACCUUCGGUAACGACGGUCUUUACUCCGAGUCCAAGCUUGCCUUGGAGACUCUUUUCAACCGCUGGUCUUCUGAGAGCUGGGGUGAUUACCUCACAAUUUGCGGCGCAGUCAUUGGCUGGACUCGUGGCACUGGUUUGAUGAGUGGCAACAACAUCGUUGCUGACGGGGUUGAGAAAUACGGUGUCCGGACCUUCUCCCAACAGGAGAUGGCCUUCAACCUGCUUGGCCUGAUGUCACCUGCCAUUGUCGACUUGUGCCAACAGGAACCCGUUUUUGCCGACUUGAACGGUGGUUUACAAUUUCUGCCAGAUCUCAAGGAUUUGAUGACGAAACUUCGCGCCGAGAUCAUGGAGACCAGCGCCAUCCGACAAGCCGUCACCAAGGAGACUGCCUUGGAGAACAAAAUUGUCAAUGGUGAGGACAGUGAGGCUCUUUACAAGAAAGUUACCAUUGAGCCAAGAGCCAACCUGAAAUUCGAUUUCCCCGAGCUGCCCGACUGGCAGAAGGAGGUGGAGCCUCUGAGCGCUAAGCUCAAGGGCAUGGUUGACCUUGACAAGGUGGUUGUGGUCACCGGCUUCUCUGAGGUCGGACCUUGGGGCAACUCCCGCACACGAUGGGAAAUGGAAGCCUAUGGCGAGUUCUCGUUGGAGGGCUGCGUUGAGAUGGCCUGGAUGAUGGGCCUGAUCAAGAAUCACAAUGGCCCUCUCAAGGGUAAAUCGUACUCUGGCUGGGUCGAUGCAAAGACUGGCGAACCUGUCGACGACAAGGAUGUCAAAGCCAAAUAUGAAAAGCACAUCCUCGACCACUCGGGCAUUCGUCUCAUUGAGCCUGAGUUGUUCAACGGUUAUGAUCCAAAGAAGAAGCAGCUACUUCAAGAAAUCCAAAUCGAAGAGGAUCUCGACCAGUUCGAAUCGUCCAAGGAGACUGCCGAAGAAUUCAAACGACAGCACGGCGACAAGGUCGAGGUCUUCGAGCUCGAGUCCGGCGAGUACAGUGUCCGCCUAAAGAAAGGCGCCACUCUUCUUAUCCCCAAAGCCCUCAGAUUUGAUCGCCUUGUCGCUGGUCAAAUCCCCACAGGCUGGAACGCCAAGACUUACGGUAUUCCGGACGACAUCAUAUCGCAAGUGGACCAGGUCACGUUGUUCGUUCUUGUGUGCACAGCCGAAGCCCUGCUUUCAGCUGGUGUUACCGACCCGUACGAGUUCUAUAAAUAUGUGCAUCUGUCUGAGGUGGGCAACUGCGUCGGUUCCGGUAUUGGUGGUACCACUGCACUUCGUGGCAUGUACAAAGAUCGUUUCAUGGACAAGCCUGUUCAGAAGGAUAUUCUCCAGGAAUCUUUCAUCAACACCAUGGCCGCCUGGGUCAACAUGUUGCUGUUGUCGUCGACUGGUCCAAUUAAAACUCCCGUGGGUGCUUGUGCAACAGCUGUUGAGUCAAUCGAUAUCGGGUACGAGACUAUUGUGGAAGGAAAGGCUCGUGUUUGCUUUGUCGGUGGCUUCGAUGACUUCCAAGAAGAAGGCUCCUACGAGUUUGCGAACAUGAAGGCGACUAGCAAUGCCGAAGAUGAAUUUGCGCAUGGCCGGACUCCCAAGGAGAUGUCCAGACCUACCACCACUACUCGAAACGGGUUCAUGGAAUCCCAAGGCUGUGGUAUGCAAAUCAUCAUGUCUGCCCGCCUUGCUUUAGACAUGGGAACACCUAUCUAUGGCAUCCUUGGCCUUGUCUCGACUGCCACCGACAAAAUUGGUCGAUCUGUGCCGGCUCCUGGUCAAGGUGUGUUGACCACCGCACGUGAAAACCCCGGCAAAUAUCCGUCGCCUCUGCUUGACAUCAACUACCGCAAGAGACAGCUCGACCUCCGCCGACGCGCGAUCAAGAACUGGCAAGAGUCUGAACUUCUGUACCUCCAUGAGGAGGUGGCAGCUAUGAAGGCUCAAGCUGGCUUUGGUUUCAAUGAGGCCGAAUACAUGCAAGAGCGUGCCGAACACAUCGAGCGGGAGGCAAUCCGACAAGAAAAGGAGGCACAGUUCAGCUUGGGCAACAACUUCUGGAAACAAGACCCUGCCAUUGCUCCCCUCCGCGGUGCCCUGGCUACUUGGGGUCUCACGAUUGAUGACCUUGAUGUUGCUUCUUUCCACGGUACCUCGACCGUUGCGAACGACAAGAACGAAUCCGAGGUUCUUUGCAAACAAAUGGCGCAUCUUGGCCGCAAGAAGGGCAAUGCCAUGCUUGGUAUCUUCCAGAAAUACUUGACUGGUCAUCCUAAGGGUGCGGCUGGUGCAUGGAUGUUCAACGGCUGCUUACAAGUCCUCAACAGCGGUCUCGUUCCUGGAAACCGGAACGCCGACAACGUUGAUCAGGUAAUGGAGAAAUUUGACUACAUAGUCUAUCCAAGCCGAUCACUGCAGACCGAUGGCAUCAAAGCAUUCUCUGUCACGUCCUUUGGUUUUGGUCAGAAGGGCGCUCAAGCAAUUGGCAUUCACCCCAAAUACCUCUAUGCUACGUUGGACGAGGCUGAGUUCCAGCGCUACAAGGUCAAGGUUGAAGCCAGACAGAAGAGAGCCUACAGGUACUUCCACAACGGCAUGAUCAACAACACUGUGUUCGUUGCGAAGACUAAGGCGCCAUAUCCGGACGAGAUCAUGCAGAAAGUGUUCCUCAACCCGGAACAGCGGGUAGUCGCCGACAAGAAGUCCGGGGAGCUGAUCUACCAUCCCUCCUCGCCUAAGAAAACCCCAGGCCCUCAUGCCCUGGAGACAAAGGCCAUGCUGGAGUCGCUGACGCAAGCCAACGCCACAGAAGGGUCGAAGAUUGGUGUUGAUGUCGAGGACAUCCGAGCCAUUAACAUUGAGAACGAGACUUUUGUUGAGAGAAAUUUCACCGAGCAGGAGCGGGCUUACUGCAGCAAGGCUCCGUCUCCUCAGGCAUCAUUUGCAGGACGAUGGAGUGCGAAAGAAGCAGUCUUCAAGUCUCUGGGUGUGUGCAGCAAGGGUGCUGGUGCUCCUUUGUCGGACAUCGAGAUCCUGGCCGAUGAGAACGGAGCACCCAAAGUUGCCCUCCACGGUGCAGCGCUCGAGGCAGCGAAACAAGCGGGUGUCAAAAACGUUAAUGUCAGCAUCAGCCACAGCGAAAGCCAGGCGAUUGCCGUCGCUGUGUCCGCAUUUUGA